CUUCCAGUGAGCUGCACGCGAGGUGGAUUAUGCGCGCGUUUCGUGUCCGCGAUUAAGCACGAUCGAAGAAUCGCGCGUGUUCCACCGAAACAAUAACUUCCGGUGUAUUUUUUCGAUACGCUAAAUCACGAAACGUUAUACUUGUCGAUGAGACGCCGGUCUUGUCCAGAAACCGUGCUGGGUCAAACACGGAAGACGGGCGGCGAAAAACACGGUCGAGCGAUCUAAGAAUGGCAUAAAGAAUCAAUCGAUCGGCAGCAUGUGCUAUGUGAUAGUCACUGGACGCAGUCUGUUAUGGACGCUCUUAUCUCUGGCAGCGUUGAUGGCAGUUUUAUCAGGCCUCAUCACUCCCAGAUGGCUUGUAGGACCACCGACCAUUAAGGAUACAAAAAACGGCACGGAACUAUAUACACCAACCGUCGGGAUCUUCAAUCGUUGCACGAGAUUAUUCGGCAAGACGCACUGCGCGAAUUUCAACAUCGACGGCUUUGCGACGGACUCCAACGUCUUCCCGGGAUGCUGGAAGGCGUCCCUGUUUUUCCUGUCCGCGGGCCUGGCGGCGAUGUCGGUGACCGUGAUAGCCGCCCUGCUCGGAUGCUGCGUGCAGAGCAUCGGCCGCAAGAGCAUCUUCAAUCUGGCGGGAGUGGCGCAAGCCGUUGCCGGAAUACUGUAUCUUUUUGGGAUGAUUCUGUAUCCUGCCGGUUGGGGUGCUGAGAGAGUACAGAGGAUCUGCGGUCCUGAAGCCGAUGCCUUCUAUCUCGCAAACUGUAGUCUUGGUUGGGCGUUUUAUAGCGCGGCGAUCGGUGUCGCUCUCACCUUCGUCUGCGCCGCUUUUAGCGGACAAGCGGAGAAGUCGACGGCCAGUGACAAGGUCCAGGAUAAAAUGAACGAAGGAAAGACCCUAAUAUGCUUAGCCUGAGCAUGCAAAUAAAAUCAGCGAGGGGUCUGGCCUCGCCAUGUAAUGGGUGCUACGGUGUGAAGCGUUGAAAUGGGAUACUAGAAGAAAACCAGUGCAACCAGAAAUAUUCACCUCGUUGUGUUCAUCGCGCAGCAGAACGGAGACGAAAGUUUUAUCGUGGUUGAAAUUGUUGCACGAAUAAUUUAAUUAUGGGUUUGCGAGGGAAAUGGACAUUAUUGCUGAAUGUCAUACGCGACGUAUUGUACGCAUGAAGAUCAAGUAUCGGAUGUACCGUCUUCCCACACUUACUGCCGCAAUUUAUACUGACGCCUACGAUGCCCUGCAGAGAAUUCCUAUUUUAUAUCUUAUACAUGUUUUUAUAUGUUAAAGAAAAAUAUAAAAUAAAAUGUGGAUGUUUUUUUAUUCACUCGAUGUGAAUAAAGGUGAAUGUAUUCUACUGUCGCAACGAAAGAAUAUAUCUAAUGAUUUCUCAACAUUUGUUAGCUCUAUUAAUUUUUCACGCUGUUUCCAGGCACACCUGAUUGAUAAAUAUAUAUAAUGGAAUUUAUUCAUUUUAUUCUCAACAAAUUUCGUGAAAUUCGGUCGAAUGGUAUAACUUAAAUAGGUAUAUGUAUAUGAAAUUAUCGGCUGUCAGCCGAUUAUGUACACACAUAUAAAUAAUGAAGGCACCAAGGGAAUCAACAAUCAAUAAAUUAUCCGGGAAUUUGUAUGAAAAUUUCGAAUAAGACGAGUGUAAUUGGUAAUUAUAAUAAGAAAUGUAACAUUAUAACAAAAUCGCGAUUACAGUUCGUGUGUGACGACGCGCGUGUGAUUAUUUACUUAGAGUAUGAGUGUUAUUUGGUUGAUGACUUGCCGUUAGAACCGCUGACCAUUGAUCGGACGCCGAGGAGUAACGCUAUCGUACAACUACGCGAAGAAAAGUGUAUCGUAUCAUGACGAGAGAUACUCUUGUCGCAGGAAUGUCAAAUUCGGCGGAUGUGACACGUACGUCGAUCACAGUCGGAUUCUCGUCGCAGAGAUACGUCACGAUAAUGAGGAUAUUAUCAGCAUCUGCCACACAUUCGCAUCCGAUAUACGUCUCUCUCCCUCUCUUUUUUUUUCUCGACAAACGUUUCGAGUUAUGUGCAAUAUUCCAUGAUUUAUCAAAUAUAAUCAUCUUACAAAGAAUCAAAAAGUA
Molecule: messenger RNA, 2096 nt
Organism: Trachymyrmex cornetzi
Lineage: Eukaryota; Metazoa; Arthropoda; Insecta; Hymenoptera; Formicidae
Product: lipoma HMGIC fusion partner-like 2 protein
Exons: 5
Coding region: 260-919 (219 amino acids)
Cellular component (GO): membrane
Source: RefSeq, a predicted model, not a curated record